AUGGUGGAUUCUGAACGUCAUCAACUCCAUGGUGCCCUUGUGAAUUGCCAAAGCCCACCGAUGAAUUGCUAUGUAGACCCUCACGAGUAUCUUAUCAAAUCUCACACCAGUAUUAUGUGUCGACUCGAGGAAAAUGAUGGACAUUUCUUCUAUGACGAUAAGAGUUGCUCAUUCCGAUUCUACUUCCGUCGCAGUUUUUGUGCAUUUGAAUCUCAGUGCUACAGUAUGACAAUCACUUGUGAAGAUGCUACCAGUCCAACUCCGCUGUUGAUGAUUUGUAGGUACUCGCACGAAAAUGAAUCUAAAGAAGUUUUAGGUACGUUUCCAGCAGUGAUCUUUGUAUUUGGUGUGAUCGUCUGUAUCGUGUUCUGCGUCCUGAGUUGUUAUAGAAGAUGCUGCGUCAAGGAACGAAGCACGAAUAUCCAGAAAGCGGAAGAAGCCUUCGAAAAAUUGCGCUCGGACAUGCAUGAACCGAUCGAAGAAGUAUGUGAGAAACAGCAAAAACGGAAUCAAAACAACUACGUUCCAAUGCUUCAAGAAACUCAUUUCUAA
Messenger RNA from Caenorhabditis briggsae, 552 nucleotides. The record is from RefSeq and is a predicted model, not a curated record. NCBI's taxonomy places the organism in Eukaryota, Metazoa, Nematoda, Chromadorea, Rhabditida, Rhabditidae. Bases 1 to 552 code for a protein of 183 amino acids. The transcript has 3 exons.